CGCCCCGCGCCCGAGCCGCAGUCGCGCCCUCUCGCUGCCUGGCGAAGGCGCGGACGGCGCGCGGAGGCGAGCGCGGGGGAGACGAGCUGCCGGCGCCACAGCCGCCGUCAGGGCAUGAGGAUGGCCGUGGGCUCCGUCAAGAUGCAGCCGCCGUGCGAGAGCCCGGCCCUGGCCGCGGCGGCGGCGGCGGUGGCGGCGGACGGCGCCCUGCGCCGCAGCCCCAGCGCCCGCGAGCAGGAGCGCGAGCAGCCGCCGGCGCCGCCACGGCCGCGGCUGAGGGACCUACCAGCACUGCUGCGGAGCGGGCUCACGCUGCGGAGGAAGCGGAGCGCCGCCGGGGCCCGGACUCUAUCGAGAAGAAUUUCCAAUCCAUACCUUGAGCACACUCCUUCCCAGAUUUAUGGAGAGAAUUCUUCUUGUGCGGGAAGAGCAUUGAGGAAUAUUAUUAUUGUUCAGGCUGCUGACCUGAUAAAAGACAGAGUGAACCUGAAGGGAUUUUACAGGAGGAGCUGUGUUGGGUCAGAGCUGGUAGACUGGCUUCUAGAACACUGUCCCUUUGUCCAGUGCAGAUCUAUGGCCAUAGGGGUCUGGCAGCUCCUACUGGAUAUGGGAAUUAUGUUAUCAGUGGACCAGAAUUUAUACUUUCAAGAUACCUAUGUUUUCUACCAGUUUUCAUCUGAUGAAUGUAGCUAUUUGUAUUGUGAAUUUGAAAGAGAAGAAGAAUGGCAGAAUGGUGUCAAACUUUUACUGCAACUUGUGCCUCUCAUUCCUGCCAAAGCUGGCAUCUGUGAGCUGUCUCAUCAGAAAAUUGAAGACUCAGAAGAAAGCAGUGAUGAAAUUCUUGCUCGUCUAACGUCUGCGGUGCAGAGAGAGCUUGCAGCUGUGAUUGCUUUGAAAGCAAGGAAGUCUGCAAUUGAACAAGAUGAAGACAAUGGUGACAAACACGUAAUUGUGGCAGAAGCUGAAGGUGUUCCAGAUUCUCAGGCAGGAGUGAUGUGCAAACUCCAGGAGAGAGAUGACAUCGGACGAAUUGAACUGGUUCAGAAGCUGGCAAGAGACAACUGUCAGUUUUUGCAGACAGACAAAAAGGAACAGGAGAAAUCUGAACACCUGGAUGAGGAAGUGGCCACGGUCCAGGUGAAGGAGCAGGAGAGGAACGUCCUGGUGCUGAAGAAGGUGCAGUGCUGUGGCCCAGCCCCCCUGGCCAGCGGCAGCGGCAGCGCCGAGAGUGAUUGGAGAUACGUGGUCGUGUCCGGGACCCCCGAGAAGAUUUUGGAGCACCUUUUGAAUGACUUGCACCUGGAAGAAGUCCAGGACAAAGAAACAGAGACCCUCCUUGAUGACUUCCUUCUCACAUACACGGUCUUCAUGACAACUGAUGACCUGUGCCAGGCGCUACUAAGGCACUAUUCUGCUAAGAAGUAUCAAGGCAAAGAAGAAAACUCAGAUGUUCCUUGUCGGAAACGUAAGGUCUUACAUCUCGUGUCCCAGUGGAUUGCUCUGUACAAAGACUGGUUACAUGAAGACGAACAUUCCAAAAUGUUCUUAAAGACCAUAUACAGGAAUGUACUGGAUGAUGUGUAUGAAUAUCCAAUACUUGAAAAAGAACUGAAAGAAUUUCAAAAGAUACUUGGAAUGCACCGUCGUCACACUGUAGAUGAAUAUUCACCACAAAGGAAGAAUAAAGCCCUUUUCCACCAAUUCAGUCUUAAGGAGAACUGGCUCCAGCAUAGAGGAACUGUGACUGAAACAGAGGAAAUUUUUUGCCAUGUGUAUAUAACAGAGCACUCCUACGUAAGUGUGAAGGCAAAAGUUUCCAGUACAGCACAUGAGAUCCUGAAAGUUGUGGCAGAAAAGAUCCAGCACGCAGAAGAGGAUCUGGCUCUGGUGGCCGUCGCAUUCUCUGGGGAAAAACAUGAACUUCAGCCAAAUGACUUGGCCAUCUCCAAAUCCCUUGAAGCAUCUGGUCGGAUAUAUGUCUACCGGAAAGACCUGGCUGACACUUUGAACCCAUUUGCAGAAAAUGAGGAAUCACAGCAAAGGUCGAUGAGGAUUUUGGGAAUGAACACUUGGGAUCUUGCUCUGGAAUUAAUGAAUUUUGAUUGGAGUCUCUUCAAUUCAAUCCAUGAGCAAGAGCUGAUCUACUUCACGUUCAGCCGACAAGGAAGCGGGGAGCACACCGUGAACCUCAGCCUUCUGCUUCAGAGAUGCAAUGAAGUCCAGCUGUGGGUGGCCACGGAGAUUCUGCUCUGCGGCCAGCUGGGCAAGCGAGUGCAGCUGGUGAAGAAAUUCAUCAAAAUCGCUGCGCACUGCAAAGCCCAGAGAAACCUGAAUUCUUUCUUUGCUAUUGUGAUGGGUCUCAACACUGCUUCUGUGAGUCGGCUGUCGCAGACCUGGGAGAAAAUCCCUGGGAAGUUUAAGAAACUUUUCUCUGAACUCGAAAGUUUAACAGAUCCUUCCCUGAAUCACAAAGCCUACAGAGAUGCUUUCAAAAAGAUGAAACCACCCAAAAUCCCAUUCAUGCCCCUGUUGCUUAAAGAUGUAACAUUUAUUCAUGAAGGAAAUAAAACAUUUUUGGAUAAUCUUGUCAAUUUUGAAAAACUGCAUAUGAUUGCAGACACUGUCCGGACCCUGAGGCACUGCAGGACUAACCAGUUUGGAGGUGACAUGUCUCCAAAGGAACACCAAGAGUUAAAAUCCUACGUUAACCACCUGUAUGUCAUUGACAGCCAGCAGGCCCUGUUUGAGUUGUCACACAGGAUCGAGCCUCGGGUGUGAGCCCCAGCAGCCCACCGCCUCGCCUCCCCUGUAACUUGCAGCACUUUGAGCUAUGGGAAUGUCAGUGCUGAGCACGUUGCUUUCCUGUGAGAAAAGAAGUUGCUGAGUUUUAUCAGUAUAUCCUAAGACACCCACCGGAAAGCCCAGCAAAGCGUGUUCAGGAAGUUGAUGUCAGCCACCAGACAUGGGGAGAGGCCUCUCCUAGCUGCUCUCAGAAUGAGAAGGCAAAGAAAGCGUCAGAAGCAUUCUUGAAAUGGAGAAGUCUGGUUUCUUAUGACUGCAUUGUUGAUCCAACCCAGUUUUCAACUUGAGAUGUGCCCGCGUCAAGACGAGAGCGUGUCUUGUCCUACAGUGACCCAAUAUUUCAGUACGAGUGUGCACGAAACGGGAGUUUUAUGUUGCCUGGUGACAGAUUACUAUUUAUAGGCUGUCAAAGAAGCAGCUCAUCUGAACACCUAAAGACAGUGAUGGCAUCUCUAGAUUUCCAGGGAGAAGGAGUGGCCGCUGUCAGUACAAACUGUGACAUCACCAAAAGCCACUUGUGUCUAGGAAAUUAGGACUGCAGCUGGCAUCCAUGCUCUGAUUUCCAAAAGGGAAAUGUCAAGGCAUGCAUUUCUUUGCAUCCACAAUCACUUAUCAAUGUAGGCUUGCAGGUGAAAUUCGUUUCUGCACAACCAAUUUGCAACUAUAGGCCAGUUAGAGUACGUUGCUUUACCAGUAAGGAAAAAUAGUAAUCUUUAAGAAGUGGACUCGUUGCUCAGUUUCUGGAGAUUUUCUUUACGUGUGCAAGAAGAUUCGCAUUUCUUACGGGAACAAUACGAUUUUUGAAAAAGCACAGCGCCUGAUAGAUUAUAGGCACUCAGUAACUGUUUAUCAAGGGAACAGAGUCCCAGAGGUCUACAUUCUUGUGCCUGGCGAUGCCCUAGUGUUUGGCAUCCUCCAGCAGGCUCCUUUGCCCACAGCAGAGAACGGUAACAGCCAACACGGGGAGGUGAAGUGGGAUUUGGUGUGUGAAGCUCUUAGCACUCCCUAGAGAAGAGCAAGGUAUUUAGUAGUGACUGCCUAUCUCUCAGCAAAUGCCAAGAACCCCCAAAAUACCCAAAUGUGUGAUUAUGUUGGACACUUCAAAGUCCUGCAGUCCACUCCUAAUCAAGGCCCAGAGCUCUUCUGUAAUUUGUCUUUUAUCCCCCAGAGUCUCAGAGUCUUCGAGUCUACUUUUUAUUCCCAUUUUUAGAGACGGGGGCUCCUACAGUAGAGAAAACCUCAUGCUAUUCUCAAGAACUGGUUAGAGAAUUUCCCCCGAGCUUAAAAUGAACAAAAAAAGCCUGUGGGCAUUGCUAAAAUACAAGGGCCCUCCUUCAUGAAUUCAGUCCAUUCAUCUUCUACACGUGUGAGUUCUCUCCUGCCUGUUCAUCUCUUGGGUGUCUGCACAGAACUGCUCCCUUUUGGCCCAUUAACACCUUAUUACUGUGGGUAUCCAAUGCUUUCUGAUACCCUGUUAGCAGUGCUGUUUCCUGAACCACACUGAGCUUGAGAGAGUGCUGGAAGGUACCAUGUGGAGGAAAUUUUGGGUAGGACUUUCAAAGAGAUUUGGUCUGUCCCAGCACGUGUAAACUUCAAUCCUGAAAACUAACAGAGUUUUACAGAAAGGGACCAUCCGGGGAUGGUCCACUCAAAGAAAAGCUCCAGGCUACUGGGAAUGGACAGAGACCCCCUGGAGGAGACCAGAGCCAUCAGGACUAGGAAAAACCGGUUCGUCUCAUGGCUGAUCAAACACUGGAGAAGCUCUCCCCUUGGCAAUUAUUGGGGACAGCAUGGGCGUACAGCACAAGCCCAUGUUCUCACCUUUUCUCUGUGCUGGGGAGGAUCAUUUGGUCAGUCUAAUCAUGUAAGGCCAUUUUGACAUUGUCUCCACGUUUUACAAUUUAAGUGUCUGUUCACAGGAGAUCUCCAUUACUCCAACCAGAACAUGACCUCUCGAGGACUAAUUUUCAGUGGAGGACUAUUUCAACAUAGCACCUGCUGCUUAGAUCCCAAUCCAAAUAUGUACACAACCAAAUGAAUCCACACGUACAUCAUGUUUAAACUCAUUCUGAUGGUGUAGUCAGUAUUCCACAUGUCGUGGAUAGAAACAAGCCAGGGACGAUGUGGGGCUCGCCCAGUCUCCUCCAGCCAUGGCCAUGUGGCUCUCAGGGCAGCAAAGGGAAGGGAGGGUUUGGUUUAGUUUACAUUUGCUUUUUCAUUCCUGUCUCCCGAAUGUCAGAAUCUCCAAAUCUAUGUGAAAUUUAACAACCGUCUUCAGAGAUUUCCCAAGCGUCAGCAACUCAAAAGUUUCAGAAGCCCUGUGAAGACGUAAAUCAGGAACUCAAGAAUUGAAGACAGAACUGGGAAUGGCUUUAGCUCCGCAUGAAACUUUCCUGAACAAAGCUGAGCUGUCUGGCCGUGAGGCUCCCUGUGAAUAGGGAUUCCCUUUCCAAACAUUCGCCAAGGCCUCUUUGAAAUAGAUUUUGUUCUGGCUAGAAGGGUGGACCAAGAUGUCGAAGCUCCUUUCCCGCUCUAAGAGUGUUGCGAUUCCAUAAAAUCUCCAUUCACUCUGAAAAUCUCUAAUCUGCCAACUUCCCCAGCAAGUGGUGCCCCAGCACUUCUCAGUGGGUCCUUUCUGCUACGGCACCACCCUCAGGCAGUCCUGUGGGUUCAUGGAUUCGUCCGCAUCCCGGCAAACCGGCCCUGCUUACAAGGUAGCACAGGACCAGUUUUGUGGGCAAAACUGCAACCUUCCUGAACAUUUUUUUCAUACGUAUUUCCAGAUGCUCCAAAGGCUACAGUGUUUUAAGUUCACUUUUUGUUAUCAUCUGUACAAUUGCCAAAUGGUUACAGUGCUAAGUAUUAUGACCCACGUUCACUUUAUUUUAGUAUCAUUAAUUCUAUUUAGAUUAAUGCAUUUCCCUAGACCCAUAUCCACAGGCAAGUUGGGUGGAGCGUGCAUUGAAUUCAGAAUAAUGAGGAUAAAGGAAAAAGCCAGCCGUCCCAGUUGGCAGGCAGAAGGAGUUGCAUCCUGGAGGCUAGCCUCUGGGUAGGGAGAGACAGUUGCAGGGAAGAGGGGGUUGGUGAUUUCUGAUGCCCGGAGCUGGGCUUCACCGCUGCCCCAGCCCCAGCCCCUUUGGCUCGUUAUGGCUGUCACAUCGCAGAUCUCAAACCUCGUGUUCUGAAAUGGCACAGCUGAUCCAAGCUGCUCAAGAAACUAGACAGAAACAUUAAAAAGGGGGAAGAUCAGGUCCACUGCAGUUAUCUAACACAGCGUUCUUUUUAAAUGCUUCAAAGACAUGUCCUUAAAAUUUCAGCCUGCUCAUUAAUGAGCGGGCCAUUGUGCUUAAAAGUAGUAGGGGGAAGAAAGGUUUUUAAAAAUUGCCAAAAAGUUAGAUGAAAAUGUACUACUGUAUAAAGCAAAGCUGUAUAUACUAAACGUUUUUUAGCAGAGGAAUAUUUAUUUGCAUAGCCUAUUUAUUGUAUUCGUAUUACACGGUUAUUAAAUACUGGGAUGAAAUUGAUGCCCUGAAGCAAGGACUCUUGCCUUUUUAUGUAUCAUUAAUUAGGACUGCUGUGACAUUGUCAGCUUGCGUUAACAAUUAGAAGAUAGAAAACCCACAAUCAGGGUGUCUACCUAACUUCUCAGGGACUACACUUCGUAGUUUUCCACCAUUUAUAAGAGCUGGUAAAUAUGAAACAUUUGUGGAAUUACCAGAAUUGCCAUUAACAGUAUUUUCUUUCUCCCAUGUCAUGCUUUCUGCUUCUGUAUAUAGGACUGUGCUGUGUAUUUAUCGAAGCUAGUAAGCAAUAAUUUAUAUGUAAAAAAUGGCCAAGCAAUAUAAGGUGAACACUUCUAUAAGUCACUGUUACCUUACCUUGUAUUUUCAAGUGUUUUUUUUUUAAACUGCUUUUCCAAAUAUAAGAUUAUGUUAAAGAUA
Messenger RNA from Leopardus geoffroyi (Geoffroy's cat), 6743 nucleotides. RefSeq names its product Rap guanine nucleotide exchange factor 5 (gene RAPGEF5). The record is from RefSeq and is a predicted model, not a curated record. Gene Ontology annotation, biological process: Ras protein signal transduction; positive regulation of GTPase activity. Gene Ontology annotation, molecular function: guanyl-nucleotide exchange factor activity. Lineage: Eukaryota; Metazoa; Chordata; Mammalia; Carnivora; Felidae. Gene Ontology annotation, cellular component: plasma membrane. The coding region runs from base 115 to 2778 and encodes 887 amino acids. The transcript has 26 exons.